AUGUGGUCUCAAUUAAAUUUUAAUCCGCAACGAACACCAGAAGUACUAGUUUUGAGAAAACCAGAAAAGAAAGCAGAACACGUAACCGUCAAACCAAGAUUAAAAUACAUUUUACUGUGGACAUUGAAAACCAGAGAUCCCGUGAAAUAUUUAGGUACAGGAAAAAAUACAUUUAUAAACAGAAAAUGCUCAAGCGUGGAAUGUUACGUAUCGACCGAUAGAAACUUUCUAAAGAAUGUAACAAAAUUCGAUGUUAUUGUAUUUCAUAGUUCCGAUAUAAGAGACUUUGAUUUACCAACGUCACGGUCACCACAUCAAAAAUACGUUUUCGCCAGCAUGGAAUCAGCAGAUUACUAUCCGUUCUGUAAUACAAUGUACAAUGAUUUUUUUAACUGGACUUGGACCUACAAAUUAAACUCUGAUGAGCAGUACUCUUACAUUACUAUUACAGAUACUAAUGGUACUAUAGUUGGCCCUAGAGAAUUUAUGCAUUGGAAACAAAUUGAAGAUAUGGACCCUAUUGACAAUGUGUUAAAAAACAAAUUAAGUAGAAAAAAAAUAGCUGCAGCUUGGUUUGUAUCAAACUGUCAUUCGCAUAGUAAGAGAGAACUUUUAGCCAUUGACCUGAUGGCUGAGUUGCAGAAAUAUAAUUUGAUACUAGACAUUUAUGGACAAUGUGGAUCAAAAACAUGCCCACGGUCUGAUAUGUCGAAGUGCUGGCAGUUGUUAGAACAAGACUAUUAUUUCUACUUAUCGUUUGAGAACUCAUUUAGUCCGGACUAUGUGACAGAAAAGCUACUUCACGCUUUGCAACACUACACCAUACCCAUCGUUUUCGGUGGUGCUAAUUAUACAAGAUUUAUGCCUGAUGGAAUCUAUCUGGAUGCCACAAAACUUACGGUUCCUGAGUUGGCAAAGAAAAUGGCUGACAUAAUAAACAAUAAAGAAGAAUACUACAAUUAUUUCAAAUGGCACAAUCACUACUCUUAUCAUGAUUCGACUGAUUUUUCAGAAAGUGAUCCUUAUUGUAACUUUUGUUCAAUGGUUGAUGAUGAACAACGAUUUGAGGAAAAAAGUGUUUACGACGAUUUUUGCACUUGGUGGAGUACGCCUACGAGGUGCAGAGUUUAA
Messenger RNA from Arctia plantaginis, 1131 nucleotides. The record is from the annotation of a GenBank genome assembly. Lineage: Eukaryota; Metazoa; Arthropoda; Insecta; Lepidoptera; Erebidae.